AUGAAUAGUUUAUAUUCAGAUUUCCCUCAUUGGGAUAUCUCCAUUGGUGGAUGUGCUGAUGGAAAUAUUGUAUUAUAUAAAAUGAAUAAUAUUAUUCAAACUUGGAAAGGCUAUCAACCUAAUGGAAGAAUUGUUCCAAUUAAACCAUUUGAUAAAGACUUUCAAAAAUUUGUUUCUGGAAGUGAAGAUGGAACAAUUAAAAUUUAUUCUGUUGGAAAUGAAGAGCCCCAACAAAUUAAAAAAGAGUUAACUGGUUCAAUAACUUCUAUAGAUUGCAAUGAUACUCAUAUUGUUAUUGGAGGUGUUGAUCCAUUUAUUUCUCUCAUACAAAAGUCUUCUUUAAAUUGA
Messenger RNA from Entamoeba nuttalli P19, 348 nucleotides. RefSeq lists its product as hypothetical. Lineage: Eukaryota; Evosea; Mastigamoebida; Endamoebidae. The transcript has a single exon. Bases 1 to 348 code for a protein of 115 amino acids. Gene Ontology annotation, molecular function: protein binding. The record is from RefSeq and is a predicted model, not a curated record.